UGCCGAUCGUUAUUCAGUUCAAAACGACAUCCUGUACUACAAAUAUAUCCCAGUAGGCGGGCAACCGCGAUUGUUGUGCUAUAUCCCCAAAGGCCAUCGGCUCAGUCUUUUGCGCAUAUUUCAUGAUGAGCACGAACAUAUUGGCACAGACAAAACCCUAGAUCUCAUAUUGAGACACUUUUGGUUCCCCGGCCUUAAGCAAUUUGUUAGUAAAUAUGUGGCUCAUUGUCUUGUAUGCAUUUCGCAAAAACGAGUCCCUCGCGCUCCUUUACAAAAUAUUACAUCAUGGGAAAAACCUGAUACCCCAUUCCAUACUGUUCACGCUGAUGCUUUAGGUCCUUUGCCACCAUCAGAAGGGUACAAGUUUAUUCUCGUCAUCGUGGACUCGUUCACGAAGUUCACCCUUUUGUAUCCCAUCUAUAAACAAGAUGCAGCUGAACUCAAACGUGUGGUUACUCAAGCAAUUUCGAUAUUCGGUGUGCCCAAGCUUAUGAUUACGGACAAGGGACGUAUGUUUGAAUCUAACGAUUUUGUAACAUGGAUAAGAGAACUGGGUAGCGAUCUCCAUUAUAUAACGCCGGAGAUGCAUCAUGCUAAUGGCCAGGCCGAGCGCUACAUGCGAACCGUCCUUAACAUGUUGCGCAUUCAAACAAACUACAAAAAUGCAUCGUGGUCAGAUACGAUAUGGAAGUUACAACUAGUGUUAAACAUAACAAAACAAAAAACGACGCAAGCCUCCCCGCUGAAUCUUUUGAUAGGUACAGAAGCCACAACCCCUGCGAUUCGCGCCCUAGUUCGUGACUUGGCAGUUGAAGGAUCCUCUCCAAAUAGAGAGGCUCUGCGUGAGAUAACCAGGAGCAGAACUAGGAACUUGCUAAAAAGAAACCAGGCACAGCAAGACGAGCGCGUCAAUCGGCAUCGUCAUCAACCACGCCAAUUUAAUCUGAACGACUUAGUAUUUGUCAUAAAAAUAUCUCAGUCAACAGGGAAGCUAGAUUCUGGCAUGCGUGGUCCUUACAAGGUAGUGGAGGUGCUGCCAAGUGGACGCUACGCACUUCGCUUGCUUACUGGUGGCUAUGGCAAGACGACGCAGGCUGCGGCUCAACACAUGGUGCCGUGGCGAGGCGAAUGGUGUCCUGACACGUGUGCUGCACUGUUUGAAAGUGAAGACCUGGAAGGUGAUGAAACAUCAUCAUCUUCGGCAACCGCCGCAGACGCGGAAACUGGGCCUACUACGUCAGGCACAGUUGCUGUCAUGGACACCACUCCAGCACGUGUCGAGGACGACACUCUGUCAGGAGAGGCCGUAUAAGCAGAACAAAUCAGUUGACGCCUUAGUUGAUUGUCAAUGACGUCACUGCCUAUACCUGGCUGCAUAGCUAUAGCGCCGUGCGCGCAGCUGGCACCCGGGCUGUCCGGCAUUGACUUCGUGGCGCUUGCAGCGAGCGGACGUCUCCUGAAUCUCUGUGGUCGAAGGGUCGCGUGAGCCAUACUUUUGUGUUCAGUGCAGUGCAGUGAAUAAAUAAGCAAUCGUGUUAAAGUUAAGGCUAGUAGAUUUUAAGCUUGUUCUGAUAAAUCAUUGUUUGCGUUUAGCUUAUGCUUGCUUAGAUAAUUAAAUUGCUUUAAACUUAAAUAAAACGGUUUCUAGAUUAAAUCAUUUUUUAUUUAGUGCA
Messenger RNA from Leguminivora glycinivorella, 1673 nucleotides. RefSeq lists its product as uncharacterized. The transcript is spliced from 2 exons. Lineage: Eukaryota; Metazoa; Arthropoda; Insecta; Lepidoptera; Tortricidae. The record is from RefSeq and is a predicted model, not a curated record. Gene Ontology annotation, molecular function: nucleic acid binding. Gene Ontology annotation, biological process: DNA integration. The coding region runs from base 491 to 1312 and encodes 273 amino acids.